Triticum urartu is the source of this 1737-nucleotide messenger RNA. The record is from RefSeq and is a predicted model, not a curated record. NCBI's taxonomy places the organism in Eukaryota, Viridiplantae, Streptophyta, Magnoliopsida, Poales, Poaceae.
AUGGACUCGGACGACGAGGAGGCACUUGUCGCGCUGCUGGCAGAGGAACAUCUCAUGGUCCUCGCCACCCUUGCCGGCCUGCUCGCGAGAACUCACAGUGACAUCAAUGUGUUGCAGUGCUCCCCUGUCUUUGCCAAGCUUGUUAAAGGUCAUUCUCCUCCAGUGAACUUGGAGGUCAAUGGGCGGCACUACAAUAAGGUGUACUACCUAGCUGAUGACAUCUAUCCGAGAUGGUCGACAUUUGUGAAGACUAUAUCAAACGUUGUGCCAGGAGAAUUGCACACUGGUGAUGAUAAGCUGUGGCGAGAAGCAGAGGAGGUGUGCCGCGAGGAUGGACCCAUGACUGACCUCUGCGGGUUUGCCACCUCACCAAGGUCUCAUUCCUUCAUGGGUGUAGCUGGGCCACCUUCUCCAUUGACCAACACUAGCACCAUCAGAGCCAGUGAAGACCGGGAGUUGGAGAUGCCAUACGACCACGGCCGGGUGCAGCGAGCCAUCUCUGGCGAGCUCACGACGCUGCACACGUCGGCAACUACAACAUCAAGUUCUAUGGCGGUGACAGAAUACGAUCUUGAAGCAGAGGAGUAUGUGCCAAUUCCCAAAGGGGAAGUCCACAAGAAAAAAGAAAUAGUGCAGGACGUUACACUGCAUGACCUUGACGCCGCAAAUGCCCAGCCGCAAGGAGGCCAAGAUAUUUUGUCCCUUAUGGGCCAGAUGAUGAAGUCACGGAAGACUGAAAUCACUGAGAAGCUGCGCCAAGAGAUCAAUAAGGUGGUUAACAGAUAUAUUGACGAAGGUAUUGCAGAGCUUGUACCUGGUGUGCUGUUCAUUGAUGAGGUUCACAUGCUGGACAUUGAGUGCUUCUCUUAUCUUAAUCGUGCUCUUGAGAGCCCAUUAUCGCCAAUUGUAAUACUUGCUACAAACAGAGGAAUAUGUACUGUAAGGGGAACUGACAUGACAAGUCCCCAUGGUAUCCCAGUCGACCUCCUAGAUAGGUUGGUUAUCGUACGGACACAGAUAUAUGGCCCUAUCGAGAUGAUCCAGAUAUUAGCUAUUAGAGCACAAGUGGAGGAGAUUGAAAUUGAUGAAGACAGUCUUGCAUUUCUAGGAGAGGUUGGGCAGCAGACAUCUUUGAGACAUGCUAUUCAGUUGCUAUCACCUGCUAGCGUAGUUGCCAAGGCUAAUGGGAGAGACAAGAUCUGCAAGGCUGAUCUCGAAGAAGUUCGUGUUCUGUAUUUGGACGCAAAGUCCUCUGCUCAGUUGCUUCAUCAUCAGCAGGGAAGUUACAUCACCUAAAUUACCCUUGCACAAGAAUUCUCAGCUGUCGGCUCAGGUGACUGGACUGUCUUCCCCUACCUUGACUUGGCAAGCAGGCGCUGACUUCAAGAGCACAGUUGGGGGCAUUAUUUUUGUAGCAGGUGCACUCUGGACUGGACUUCCAUUGGUUCAAGAGGACAAUUUGAUUCUGGUCUAUGGCUUCUGUUUGCUGAUUAGAUUUAGAUUAUGUGUAGGGAUUACCGGGCAUCUUCGUUGCCCUUGCUAAUUAAUGGUUAGAUCUCGUUUCCCCCCUUACGACUACCAGUCACCCUUGGAUGUAUCAGGUCGUGAUUCGUUUAUGGUAGAACUGGAAUUUCUUGGAUUAUGUCUCGUGUUAAGACCGACUCAACUUGUUGAGCAUUUGUCAUUGCACGUUGCCUUGCUCACUUGAGCUCAGUAACGUAUUGAGUUGUGCUGUAA